AUGCUGGCUGUAGACCGUGGGUAUUUCACGAGUUCAAACCCAUAUGAAGACAGGCCACAGCCAAUUGGUUUCGCCGCAACAAUUAGUGCUCCUCAUAUGCAUGCAUAUGCUUUGGAAAGACUAGGAGAUCAUCUUAAACCUGGUUCACAUGCCUUAGAUGUUGGGUCCGGUAGUGGAUAUUUAACAGCGUGUAUGGCACUUAUGGUGAGCCCCACAGGUGUUGCAGUAGGCAUUGAACAUAUUAAUGAGUUAACUGAAUUUGCAUUAGCGAAUGUUGGAAAUUGGAUGAAUCAUAGUAAAGCAGCUCAAUCAGCUCGCAUAGAAUUGGGAAAACAACUAAAACUUGUAACUGGUGAUGGUCGUCAAGGUUGGUCAGAUGAUGCCCUUUAUGAUGCUAUUCAUGUUGGUGCUGCAGCUCCAACUAUUCCUGAUGCCUUAAAAAACCAGUUAAAAGUUGGUGGUCGUCUAAUUUGCCCCGAAGGACCAGAAGAUGGAAAUCAAGUUCUAGUUCAAAUCGAUCAUUUACCAGAUGGUUCAUUCCAGCGUAAAAUACUUAUGGGUGUUUUUUAUGUCCCACUGACGGACAAAAGUUCACAAUUAGGACCAAGAAAAGAAAAAACAAAAUUCAAUUUACAUAUUUUUUAUUACUGUGAUUUUCCGACGGAAUAA
Molecule: messenger RNA, 669 nt
Organism: Trichobilharzia szidati
Lineage: Eukaryota; Metazoa; Platyhelminthes; Trematoda; Strigeidida; Schistosomatidae
Source: the annotation of a GenBank genome assembly